Messenger RNA from Salvia miltiorrhiza (redroot sage), 1050 nucleotides. RefSeq names its product putative gamma-glutamylcyclotransferase At3g02910. Lineage: Eukaryota; Viridiplantae; Streptophyta; Magnoliopsida; Lamiales; Lamiaceae. Gene Ontology annotation, molecular function: gamma-glutamylaminecyclotransferase activity. The record is from RefSeq and is a predicted model, not a curated record. The transcript has 2 exons. The coding region runs from base 323 to 844 and encodes 173 amino acids.
AUAUGAUAAUUUUUUAACAUAUAUAAAAAAGCAUAGUGAAUUAUUAAAUGAGAUGAAAAUAAUAAUAGUAUUUACCAAAAAAUAAAAAUAAAAAUCAUAACAUAAUUUAGAGGAAAUGACAAUCACAUAGGUCGGCGGGCCCACGCCUAAGUUUUAUUUGUCUCAACUCAACACAAAACGGCAAAGCAGAUACGGCCACGGCCAUGGAUACGCACAUAUAUAUACAGGUACAACAGCAGCGGAGCAAUCAUUCCAAUGCUGAAUUACCGUACGAGAAUAUCAUAAUUCUCUCACCAUUUCUGCAGCCAAAAAUAAUUCCGCCAUGGGGGUGCCGGCCGCGGCGACGCUGAUUUUCACCUACGGCACUCUGAAGCAGGGCUUCUCCAACCACGCCCUCCUCCAGGAGAUGAUGGCCUCCGGCGACGCCGCAUUCGUCGGCGCCGCCCGCACCCUGCAGCGGCUCCCCCUCGUGUGCGGUCCCUACCGCGUCCCCUUCCUCCUCAACCUCCCCGGCCGCGGCCACCGCGUCUCCGGCGAGCUCUACGCCGUGUCCCCGGCGGCGCUGGCCAGGAUGGACGAGCUCGAGGGGAUCGGGCGGGGCCACUACGAGCGGCUGCCGAUCGAGAUCGAGACGGCGAGCGUGGAGGUGGAGGCGUACUACGCGCACCGGAGCUACGCGGAGGCGAUGUGGCUGAGGAGCGGCGAGGAGGCGUAUAACUGCUACACGGAGAAAGCGGCCAAGGGAUACGUGAAGCGUAAGGAUCGCCCUCAACAUCUUACUUUCCUCGACCAAAUUCGCCUCUUUCUUUCCGAUUCGGCCCAGCCCGAACCCCUUUUGCAUUAGGAUCCCAUCCGGCCCGGCCCGGGCCCCCUAUUUUAUUUACUAGUACAAUUUUUCUUUUUCUUUUUCUGCUCCCCACCAUUUUUAGGUUACAAUUUCUGCUUCUUUUUAUUGUUUAAUACUCCUACUUUAUAACAUAUGACGUGCUUCUGCACGGAAUAUGGAGUAUUAUGUAAAGAAACAGAAAAGACUUUAUAUCUUGGAGGCAA